Molecule: messenger RNA, 1132 nt
Organism: Penaeus vannamei (Pacific white shrimp)
Lineage: Eukaryota; Metazoa; Arthropoda; Malacostraca; Decapoda; Penaeidae
Product: oplophorus-luciferin 2-monooxygenase non-catalytic subunit
Cellular component (GO): plasma membrane
Molecular function (GO): protein binding
Source: RefSeq, a predicted model, not a curated record
CUGAGAAUAAAUGUAUCACACAGGCAGCUCCUCUCCCAGUCGCGCCGAAGCCAAAAUGCCCGGUCUUGCUCUCCUCUUCGCCCUCGUCGUCCUUCGUUCCUGCGAGGGCGCGGCCAACAACGCCCUGGGAGCCCUUCCCUGCCCCGACCCCGAGGACAUUUAUCCCUGCGUCUGCACCGUAGGCACCGAGAACCACAUGACCAUGGACUGCUCGCAUGUGGCCAGCGAGGACGAGCUGGCCCGCGUCUUCUCCUCGAACCUCCCGUUCACGAAGUUCCACCGCCUGAUGAUCGAAGGGAACCAGAAACUGCGCAUCUUGAGGGAGGGAGAUCUCGGGCCGGUGUCUUUCGCGAUCAUCAAGAUAACGUCGGGUUUUCUUGAAGAAGUCCAAGGCGGCGCCCUUGCUGGGAGCCACACGACAGCUGAUACCAUAGACCUGUCAGGCAACCCGCUGUCGGUGUGGCCCUUCUACGAACUGCCUCUCAGCCAUUCCUGCAUUGCGGUCCGACAGUCUGCAGAACAUUCAUUUGGGACAUAAUCAGAUAAACGAAAUUGCUGCUGAUUGUUUUCACGGACUUGAAAACAUAGAUAUAGAAACGAUUUUUCCAGAAACCUUUGCGAAUCUUCCGCUACUCAACAACGUAGAUCUUCAUGCUAACAGUCUAGGCAGCAUCCCAAAGGGCGCAAUAGCAUUCAGCAGCACACGCGAUGGAAUUGUGAACUUGAUAUUUAACGUCAUCAGCAGUAUUGAAAUUGAUGCUAUUACAGGUCUCAAUGCCGGGGAGUUGUUACUUACGGGAAACUCACUCUCGGUUCUGGAGGAGGAGGUAUUCCGGCCCAUACUUGAAGGAGGAGCUGUUGUCUACCUGGGUGACAACCCUCUUCGCUGCGGCUGUGACGUCGCCUGGCUCGUCACAGACCCCGUCCUCUUGGGACUCACGUGGGAAGCCACCUGCUCCGACGGCGAGGCGCUGGAGAAUCUCGAUCCAAGCAUCUUCGAAGACCUGUGUUAGCUGUGCAUUCGCCCGGUGCUCUUCUCUCGCUUUCUCUUUCUGAUUCGUCUGUCUCUCUCUCUUCACCAAUUUGUCUGCCUUUCCCUCUGUUCCUCUAUCCUUUUCGAUAUUGGAAAAAU